UGCAAUUUGCGAUAUAAAAUGGCGGACGUUUCGGAAGGAUUUGGGGAUUGCGAUAAAUAUUUUGAAGGCUGUCUGCUAAAUACAAAGGAAAUUUUGGUGAAAGAUAUUGAAAAACGAUCGGGAGAAAAGUUAAAAGAACCGUAUAUUGUGUAUUUGAUAGAAACCAGGUGUUUUAAUUCACAUAAUGAUGAUGCACAGCAAUCUUCCUGCUUAUGGCGCAGAUACAGUGAAUUCGAUUUGUUAAGAAAUUAUCUACAAACCACUUAUCCCAGUGUGAUCAUUCCUCCAUUACCAGAGAAAAAGACAAAUCUUGCUGCAUUUCGAUUGAAUGCUGAAAAUUAUAACAUGGAGUUCAUAGAAAGAAGACGUCAUGGCUUGGAGUUUUUCUUACAUCGAAUCGCAAAGCAUUCGCAACUUGGCUUGGACGAGUAUUUUAAGUCAUUUCUUUCGCAGGAAGAAGGUUGGAAAGAGUCAGUUGUUGAGAGUGGAUUUCAAAACAAGGCUGAAUCGAAGUUCAAAAGCAUAAGUGCAUCGUACAGCGUGAAAAAGCCGGACAAAAAAUAUGAAGAUAUGAAAAAUUACUCGCAAACUCUUCAGGGAAAUAUUGCUUCAUUGCUUAAAGUUCAGCAGAAAAUUUCCGAGAAGCAGUUAAAUAUCCAUAGAGAACAUGCAAAUUAUGGGAAAAUAUUCAGUGAGUGGAGCAGUAUUGAAGAUGAAAUGGGCAAUGCUUUGCAAAAGGCCGGUCACUACAUGGACAAUUUUGCAUCCGCCAUUGAUGAUCUUCAAGAAGAAGAAGAAUGUCGUUAUGUAGAUAAAUUGAAGGAGUAUCACCUUUAUGCGGACUCAAUCAGGGUACUGACAAGAAAGCAUCAGAUACGUCAUUACGAUCUCGAGAAAGCUGAAGAAACCGUCGCGUCUAAAACAGCGCAGAAGGAUGAAUUAUUGAAAGUGACAGAGGAUGGCGAAGAAGGAAAGAAAAGUGGUUUGUGGAAAGGACUUUCUUCAAAAAUAUUUGGUGGCGACAAUCCCGAGGCGCGGGAAGCCAAACUUCAAACUUUAGAAACUCAAAUUGAAGAAUCAGAAAAUGCUGUCACUGAUGCGCAACAAGAGUUGAGUUCAUUCACUAAAAUGGCGGACAAAGAUUAUGAACAAUUUCAGAAACAGCGUGACAGUGACGUGAAGAAUAUUUUGAUCGAACACAUAAAAACACAGUUAAAGUUGUGCAAACUGGGAAUAUCAACUUGGGAAAACAUGAAGGGGGCCUUCGAGGGAAUGGCGUGAAUGAAAGUUUUACACUUGCACAUUUCAUUUUCUCAAUUUUGGUAAUGGAGCGAAAAAUUUACAUUUAAUUACAAUAAUUUUAUUUUGGUCCUAUCGUAUUAUUAGUGAUAUAUUCAAUUGUAAUUUGGAAUAAAUUUGUGUAGAUGUGAUUAUUUUCAAUUAACGAUUACAACACCUAAUUGUUCAUGCAUAAACUUCUAAGCUGUUGUUUCUAUGGAAUAAAAACCAAAAGAAAAUUGUUAAAUACAAAAAUUGACGUCAAAA
Xenia sp. Carnegie-2017 is the source of this 1545-nucleotide messenger RNA. Its product is annotated as sorting nexin-4-like. Gene Ontology annotation, biological process: protein transport. Gene Ontology annotation, molecular function: phosphatidylinositol binding. NCBI's taxonomy places the organism in Eukaryota, Metazoa, Cnidaria, Anthozoa, Malacalcyonacea, Xeniidae. The transcript is spliced from 15 exons. The record is from RefSeq and is a predicted model, not a curated record. The coding region runs from base 19 to 1281 and encodes 420 amino acids.